ACCGGGCCGCCCCCGGCCGCGCUGACAUCAGCCGUGAAAAGGGCGCGGGCGGCGGCAUCUGCCACUGCCGCACGGGGACCGCGGGAUCAGCGCCGCAGACCAUCCCCGCUGUCAGCAUGGCAAACCGGGGACCAUCGUACGGCCUCAGCCGGGAGGUGCAGCAGAAGAUCGACCGGCAGUACGACCCUGAGCUGGAGCAAAUCCUGGUGCGGUGGAUCCUGGCGCAGUGCGGUGGGGACGUGGCGCAGCCGGCGACUGGCAGAGACGGCUUCCAGCAGUGGCUGAAGGAUGGCACCGUGCUGUGCCGGCUCAUCAACAGCCUGCACCCAAGGGGCCAGGGGCCGGUGGCCAAGAUCCAGGCUUCUGCCAUGGCCUUCAAGCAGAUGGAGCAGAUCUCCCAGUUCUUGCAGGCGGCCGAGCGCUACGGCAUCGCCGCCACCGACAUCUUCCAGACCGUUGACCUCUGGGAAGGGAAGAACAUGGCAUGCGUGCAGAGGACCCUGAUGAACCUGGGCAGCCUGGCCGUGGCCAAGGGCGACGGACUCUUUGUAGGAGAUCCCAACUGGUUCCCCAAGAAGUCGCAGGAGAACCGGCGCGUCUUCUCCGAAGACAAGCUGAAGGAAGGCCAGAGCGUCAUCGGGCUGCAGAUGGGCACCAACCGCGGUGCGUCUCAGGCCGGCAUGACGGGCUACGGCAUGCCCCGCCAGAUCCUCUGAGCGCCCGCGCCGCCCCCGGCCGCCCCCGACACAGCCCCCCUCGGGCCGUGCUUGCGAGACACCUCCGGGGCCGGCCCCUAAACUGCCUUAAGACCCACCCCCUGCUGACCAGCCGGCGUCCCCCAGCCCGGGCGCCUGCUCCCCUGCCAGUAUUUCCAGGACCAAAGUCUUUUUUUUAUUGUUAUUGUGUCGCUGGGUGCAGGCGGGGGGCUGCCGUCCGGCGCCCCCCAGCAUCAGCGCCUGCACCUCCACAGUGCCUUGGGGGCUGCGUUGCCCCCCCCCAGCCCCGCUGCUGUGCUGCGGGGGGACAUCCCCCUCCCACCUCAAUAAACGUCUCUUCUUCUUUCCA
Molecule: messenger RNA, 1065 nt
Organism: Colius striatus (speckled mousebird)
Lineage: Eukaryota; Metazoa; Chordata; Aves; Coliiformes; Coliidae
Gene: TAGLN2
Product: transgelin 2
Exons: 5
Coding region: 117-716 (199 amino acids)
Molecular function (GO): protein binding
Source: RefSeq, a predicted model, not a curated record